This is a messenger RNA of Acytostelium subglobosum LB1, 1914 nucleotides long. RefSeq lists its product as hypothetical. Gene Ontology annotation, molecular function: ATP binding; RNA helicase activity; RNA binding. The coding region runs from base 1 to 1914 and encodes 637 amino acids. The transcript is spliced from 2 exons. NCBI's taxonomy places the organism in Eukaryota, Evosea, Eumycetozoa, Acytosteliales, Acytosteliaceae. The record is from RefSeq and is a predicted model, not a curated record.
AUGUUACAAGGCUGUAAUUCAUUUGUUACCAGGUCGACAUGGCUUCAUAAGGUGUCUAACUUGACCUUAAGACCAUCUUCAUCCAUAUUCACAAUGUCUCAUCCAUUGUUGAUGAACUAUAAUAGUAAUAAUAGUAGUGGAAACAGAAGUGUUGGUGGCUCACAAUCAUGGUCUGGUCAUCAACAACAUAGACAUAGUGGCAACAUGUUUAACAAUAAUGCCAGACAUGAUGAACAUAGACCUAUAUUCCAAAGACCACCACAACAUCGACAGCCACUAACAUUCAACAACAACAGGAAUGAGACACAUCAACAACGACAACAAGACAGUGGUGAUGGUGGCUUCUCUGAUGUCAUUGAUGGUCGCGGACGAACAAGCAGCAACAACAAUGGAAAUGAUUUUACUGUUAUGGCCAAGGUGGAUUGGUCACUGGAGACACUGGAUCCUAUCAACAAGACAACGUACAAGCAAUCGGACAAGGUCUCCGCCAUGUCAGAUGACCAGGUCAAGGGUUUCUUGAGUGAGCACGGCAUCUCAGUCUCGGUCAACGCUCAAUCACCAACACCAAACCCUGUUCUGGAGUUUGAUGACAUGGGAUUCCCUGUGGCCAUCAAUCGUUUGUUAAAGGAGAAGUACGACAAGCCCACCCCAAUUCAAUCGUUGGGCUGGCCCAUCGCUAUGAAUGGACAUGACCUCAUUGGUGUAUCCCAGACUGGCUCGGGCAAGACCAUAUCAUUCGUGUUGCCAGCAAUCCAACACUCAUUGUCACAGCCUCGUUCACAACACUAUAAGGGGCCACAAGUACUGGUCAUCGCUCCCACGAGAGAGCUCUCCGUGCAGAUCAGUCAAGAGGCUCAGCCCUACUUACGCGCAGCACGAAUGAAUUCUGCCGUGGUGUAUGGCGGUGAUUCAAAGCAGUUCCAGAUACAGCAGCUUCGACAACGACCUCAAGUGAUCAUUGGUACGCCUGGCCGUAUCAUCGACCUCGUGCAAGACGGACAUCUCAAUCUGAAGCAUGUGUCGUACUUUGUCGUGGACGAAGCCGACAGGAUGAUGGACAUGGGCUUUGAGGACCAGGUCCGCGCUAUAUUUGCCAACACGCGUCCGGACCGCCAGGUGCUCUACUGGACGGCCACGUGGCCGCAGAAGGUCAAGUCGCUAGCUUACGAGUUCCUCACCGACCCGGUCGAGGUGCGCGUUGGAAGUGCCGAGUUGACGGCCAACCCCAACAUCAAGCAGAUGUUCAAGAUCGUCGACACGGACAAGGACAAGCUCAACGCGCUCAUUGAUACGUUGGAGGGCAUCUACAGUGCGAGGCCCGAGUCCAAGGUGUUGAUAUUCACAAUGACCAAGGGUGGCGCAGACAAGCUCUCUGAUCACAUCAAAAAGAUUGGCAACGCACGAAUUGAGGCCAUACAUGGAGACAAGGCACAGAACAGACGAAUGGCAAUCAUCAAUGCAUUCAAAGAGAACUAUAUCGAUAUAUUGGUGGCGACGGAUGUGGCGUCGCGUGGACUUGAUAUUAGGACCAUCACAGAUGUGAUCAACUACUCACUUCCCAAUCAUAUUGAGCCGUAUAUUCAUCGAAUUGGAAGAACUGCACGUGCUGGCGCAACGGGAUACUCACAUUCGAUUGUUAGCAGGAGUUCACAUAGUGAUAUCAGCAUGAUCUCGGACAUUGUGGAAGUGUUACAACGUGCCAAUCAAGAGAUACCCGCUGAACUACAUGCAUUGAUUCCACCAAGAUGUAAUCAGAAUCAUCACCAACAACAAGGAUAUCAUCGUGGCAGUGGAUAUGGACAUCAAGGAAGACGUUAUGGCGGCAACAACAACAACAGCUACCAAUACAGACCAGACCAGCGACAGAGAGGUCCGAUAUCAUUCAAAUCGUCGUCUUCGUCGUCAUCAAAUUAG